GGAGGGUGACAACACGCUCUGCCCCCCCUCUCUGCCCCCUCCCCAGGCGAUGGAGAGCAAGCUGCUCAUCGGGGGCAGGACCAUCGUGGACCACACCAACGAGCAGCAGAAGAUGCUGGAGCUGCGGCGGCAGGAGAUCGCCGAGCAGAAACGCCGGGAGCGGGAGAUGCAGCAGGAGGUGCUGCUGAGGGACGAGGAGACCAUGGAGCUGCGGGAGACCUUCACCUCCCUGCAGCAGGAGGUGGAGAUCAAAACCAAGAAGCUGAAGAAGCUCUAUGCCAAGCUGCAGGCCGUGAAGGCCGAGAUCCAGGACCAGCACGACGAGUACAUCCGAGUGCGCCAGGACCUGGAGGAGGCCCAGAACGAGCAGACCAGGGAGCUGAAGCUCAAGUACUUGAUCAUCGAGAACUUCAUCCCUCCCGAGGAGAAGAACAAGAUCAUGAACCGCCUCUACUUCGACGGCGACGAGGACCAGUGGAAGUUCCAGCCUCUGGUGCCCACCGGAGGGAACAGCUCCCAGAUGAAGAGGCGCCCGACCUCCGCCGUGGGCUACAAGAGACCCAUCAGCCAGUACGCCCGGGUGGCCAUGGCCAUGAGAUCCCACCCCCGCUUCCGGGCUGAGAACAUCAUGUUCCUGGAGCUGGACCUGUCCCCCCCGGCCAUCUUCGAGUUCGAGCGGAGCGGGGACACGGCGGAGCAGGACCCGCGGGCGCUGCACCUGGAGCGGCUGAUGCGCCUGGACAGCCUCCUGGAGCGGCCGGCGGCCUCCCGCCUGCGCAAGUCUCGCUCCUGGUGCCAGACGCCGCGGUCGCUGCCCUCCUCCACCACCCACGUGUCCCUCACCUCGGGCGCCGCCUGUGCCGCCGCGAUGCCAGCUCAGAUGCCAGCUCAGAUGCCAGCUCAGGAGUGACAGCUCAGCUGCC
This is a messenger RNA of Neopelma chrysocephalum (saffron-crested tyrant-manakin), 923 nucleotides long. RefSeq names its product kinesin-like protein KIF3C. The transcript is spliced from 8 exons. Bases 50 to 910 code for a protein of 286 amino acids. Lineage: Eukaryota; Metazoa; Chordata; Aves; Passeriformes; Pipridae. The record is from RefSeq and is a predicted model, not a curated record.